Messenger RNA from Centropristis striata (black sea bass), 3614 nucleotides. Its product is annotated as gamma-aminobutyric acid receptor subunit alpha-2. Gene Ontology annotation, molecular function: benzodiazepine receptor activity; GABA-gated chloride ion channel activity; inhibitory extracellular ligand-gated monoatomic ion channel activity. The coding region runs from base 409 to 1776 and encodes 455 amino acids. Gene Ontology annotation, cellular component: GABA-A receptor complex; neuron projection; synapse. Lineage: Eukaryota; Metazoa; Chordata; Actinopteri; Perciformes; Serranidae. Gene Ontology annotation, biological process: synaptic transmission, GABAergic; signal transduction; gamma-aminobutyric acid signaling pathway. The record is from RefSeq and is a predicted model, not a curated record. The transcript has 10 exons.
UUAUCACGAUUCACAUCGAGCUUUUUUUUUUAACCAGCUGAGGAGGGGGGUGCCGAACAGAGACAUUUGAAGUCAGGAUCAGCUCCCACAACAGCUGCUUUUUAAUUUUUUUUAUAAUAAUAAUUUAAUUUCUUACCAUUUCAUUGUUCUAUCCUAUAAUUUUUUUCUUCAUUUUUUUUGGGGACACUAUGAAAGCCAAUGCAUUCCGGGUGCAUGCCUGCUGCUGGCUGGGACUAUGAUUUAUCAAUGCUCGCAGCUUUGUUCUCAUGACACACUUGCACUCAUUCAGUCGCAUCAAAACAGGAGAGAGCGGUGAUUUGCCUUUAACUUUCUUGCAUCUUCGACGAUUCCAGCUGCAGCAGGUACUUUCUGCACUUGAGCCUGCUGUGUGUAGGUGUUGAAGCAGCCAUGUGGAGCAGAGAGAGCGCUCCUCUACUUCUCAUCUGCCUGCUGGCGCUCACAGCUCUUUGGAAAACCAGGUCAGUGAAUGCCGAUGCCCAAUCUGAUGCCUUUAAAACCAACAUCACCCUGUUUACACGGAUCCUGGACAGCCUGCUCGAUGGAUAUGACAACCGUCUACGGCCAGGUCUUGGGGACAGGAUAACUGAGGUGAAGACAAACAUCUACGUCACCAGCUUUGGACCGGUGUCGGACACAGACAUGGAGUACACCAUAGAUGUUUUCUUCCGGCAAAGCUGGAAGGAUGAGAGGUUGAAAUUUCACGGACCAAUGAAUAUUCUGCCUCUCAACAACCUGAUGGCAAGUAAAAUCUGGACUCCAGACACCUUCUUCCACAAUGGGAAAAAGUCUGUGGCUCAUAACAUGACCAUGCCUAAUAAACUGCUGAGGAUCAAAGAUGACGGGACACUGCUGUACACCAUGAGGUUAACUGUGCAUGCAGAGUGCCCAAUGCAUCUGGAGGAUUUCCCCAUGGACUUUCAUUCCUGUCCACUAAAAUUUGGCAGCUAUGCCUACACAAUCUCUGAAGUGACUUACGCUUGGACUCUAAAUGCUUCCGACUCUGUGGUGGUGGAAGGAGAGAGCUCCCGCUUGAACCAGUAUGACCUGCUCGGACAAACGGUCGGACAGGAAACCAUCAAAUCGAGUACAGGUGAAUACACUGUGAUGACGGCUCAUUUCCAUCUGAAGAGGAAGAUUGGCUACUUUGUCAUCCAGACAUACCUCCCGUGCAUCAUGACAGUCAUUCUUUCCCAAGUGUCUUUCUGGUUGAAUAGAGAAUCAGUGCCGGCUAGGACUGUGUUCGGUGUAACCACCGUUCUCACCAUGACAACACUGAGUAUAAGUGCGAGGAACUCCCUUCCCAAGGUUGCCUACGCCACCGCCAUGGACUGGUUCAUCGCCGUCUGCUACGCCUUCGUCUUCUCCGCUUUGAUCGAGUUUGCCACCGUCAAUUACUUCACAAAGCGUGGCUGGGCCUGGGACGGAAAGAGCGUCGUGACUGACAAGAAAAAGGAGAGGGCAUCUGUCAUGAAGAAGAAUAACGCCUACGCUGUAGCAGUGGCCAACUACGCGCCCAACAUCACCAAGGACUCCAGCACACUUCCAACUAUUGCCAAAGGGGGCGCUUCAGAUCCUAACAAGCCCAAAGCAGACGGCAAAGUCCCUGACAGCAAGAAGACAUUCAACAGCGUUAGCAAAAUUGACAGGAUGUCAAGGAUUUUGUUUCCCGUUCUCUUUGGCAGCUUCAAUCUCGUCUACUGGGCCACCUACUUAAACAGAGAACCCGUUAUAAAGGACAUGGUCCCCUCUACUUAGAGGCCAGUUUUCAUGGGUUCUGGUCUGGGGAUUAAGAGACGAACCAAAUACCUCCAGCAACUGUGUACACAUACCUUUGCAGAUUGAAGUCCUGGAUUGCAGUGUGAUCCUCUAUCUCCGCCUGUUUUCUACACCGUCUGCAGCACUUUUGAAAAGCCCGGCUUUUGUAAAUGUGUAUGUAUAUUUAUAUUCAUGUUUUCAUGGUGACAUAUUGUGUGAUUACUUCGAUUAGAGUGCAUAUUUCCUUCAAAGUAUGUUUCCAGUUACAGUAUGUGUCCACUGUACAUACAGACUAAGAGCAAACACAUGAACAUGAACACAAACAUUUUAUUUACUUCUAAAUGUGUUGAAUUUUGCUGGUAAUGCCCACUCUUGAUAUUACAGUAUAUAUUUUUCUUUUGAGUGAAAGGAACUGAUUUUAUCAUAUUUAUUUGCCAUCUCAGAGUGGCCUGACUCUUUUUUUUCUGUCCAAGCCAAUGCAAAAACACACUUGUAUAAUAUUGUUACAGUGUAAAAGUUGUUUUAUUAUCUGUGACUGCAGGUAUGGGGCUGCAAUCAAAUGCUGACCUCCAGAAUUGUUGGACCACUGAAAGCCAGAAAGGUUGUAGGAAUUACAGAGGAAGCUGCAACAUUAGUGUGCUUGUGCAUUUAAAACUGUUCAGUGCUGUUAACUUCAAGUUUGCAGCAGCAUCAUUUGGAAAAUACCUGUGUGUAUGUGAAUGUAUUACAUUGAGAAGGAAACAAACAAACAAACAAGCAACAGAAUUACAAAAGAUGCACACAGUGUGUGUUGAGGUGUUAAGGGAUAAGUCAUAAAAUACACAUAUUUACAUGGAAUCACAGUUGUUUUUAUUUAUGAAAAAAGGUGAUAUUCAGUCAAAAAGGUGCCAUUAAUAAAUUGACCGUGCGCAAAACUCUUACCCUGAACGAUCCUCGUCCAAUCAUACCUUAGCAACCGUUACUAAGAGAAGAAGGUCCAUCAAGCUCUGAGCUCUGAGCAACAAGGUGAAACGGUCUGACACCAGGUACCCCCAGAGUUUAGAGGGAGGAGUCGUUUUUUGCCCUUUUCCAAAACUCAAAAAGCAAGAGGAGCACUCCUAACUAUGGAUUAACCAGUGUGGGAGAGCCCACUCCCAACUUAAUAUCUCCGAUAUCAACAGACACACAUAUCUUUGCUCCAAGUUUAACAUUUUUUUAGCUGUUAGAUAACCCAAACCUAUCAACUAGUAUUCUUACCACUACGAAUGCAGAACUAGACCAACAAACACCGUGUGUAAAUUUAGCAUGCUAAGAUAGCUAGAAAUGUUGCUAGGAGCUUAACAUUAUACAGCUAAUGCUAAUAGCUAGUGUCACUGAAUCCCACAUCGACCCGCUGUGUCAUGCUAUGAUAUGUUUCUAAUUAACUAAGUCGGUGUAAAACUAGAGUCUAACUUCAAACAACUCCAAAAACACUCUACACUUUACACUAAAACAGCGCUGGUCUGCUCCAUGGCUGCUGACGGUCCUGGAAUGAAUUGUAGGUUUAUAUGUGUAUGCUGUAAAGCAGCAGCAUGACUGUGAAACGCCCUGGUGCAAAACAUUUUCUUUGGCCCUCCCCUCUGGCCUAAAAGCACAGGCAUGCACACACACAGGCACACUUUCACUUUACUAAAACUUUCAUUAUUAUUGUCAAUAUGGAGAAGCUAAACGAAGACAAACUUAAGGAAUGCUCAUCAAUAAUUUGAGUCAAUAAAGAUAUAAGACUUAACAGCCUAGUCAAGGAUCCUACUACAGCAGCAGUAAAGAUAAACCGCUCACCCAGUCACUUGUAGUGAUGUGCUAAUGAAGCCUCAUGGACC